GGGAGAGUAUGGUCAAAUUAAAUACUAUAAAUUAUAAUAGUAUUUUACUGAAUAUGCAUAUACAAUAUCGUUUAAUUUGAUAACACAUUUUUAUUUAUGAUUUAAUGUAAACAUUCCAGUAAUAGACAAUAUUCAACUCAUAAACCGAUAACAAGCUUUAUAUACCAAAAAGAUAGUGCAAAUAUGAGUAUAUUUGGAACUAGGAGGAUGAUGCCAGAACUUUAAGUGAUACCAUGGUACAAUAUCUGAUUGGCAGUUGAUUUCUGAAUAAUAUAAGGUGGAGGUUUGAUUGAAGGAGGAUUUCUUAUUACUAUUCUUAGGAGAUAAAUAUGAUAUCCAAAAAUUCGAGAGAUGUGAUUAAAUUAUAUAAAGAUAUAAUUACAUAUGGAAAAACUUUGAAACUAACUGAUCAAAAAUAUUUUUUGAAACGUGUUAGAUCCGAAUUCAGAAAGAACUCUAAUCUGACCUCUGAAGAAGAAAUUGAAUUUCAUACCAACAGAGGUAAAGAGUUGUUGAAACAGAAAAGAGUAGUAUGAUAACAUUAGUGAGAACAAUUUCGACUAGAUCCGUGCUAUACGUUAAGGAAACAGUAGACAGAAGUAGAGUGCCAACUAUAAACGAUGAAGACUUGGAGGAAAUGUUCGUUAAGGGCCACGGGCCGGGUGGUUCAGCUGUAAACACCACUUCUAAUUGUGUUGUCCUCAAGCAUAUACCAACCGGAAUAGUCAUUAAGUGCCACAGUUCUAGAUGGCUAGACGUCAAUAGGAAAACUGCCCGAGAAUUACUCAUAACAAAACUGGACAACAUGAUCAAUGGUAGCAUGAGCGUAGAGAACCAAAUGAAGUCGUUAGAGGAAAAGAAGCACUCCAGUAGCGAAAGGAAAAAGAGAAAAUUGAGAGAACUCAAGGAAAAAUGGAAGGAGAGGGAGAAAUUGAAAUAAAAAAUCUAGUCAGAGUAUUUUGUAUAAAUAAAUUUUUUUAUUCAAAACUUUCCUUUUAUUAUGUAUAUAUUUUUUUCCAAUUUUAAAUUAUUUUUUUUAAUAUGGUGUUGUUUAAGUAAUUGUUUUUUUAUAUAUAUAAUAAUAAUAAUAAUAAUCUAUCAGCGUCUGUCAGUGACUAACAAACAACCUGAAACAUGUUUAAUAUUUUUUUUAUAAAAAAAAAAAAGAGGCGGAUUUUAAUACAGAUUUCUUACUGCCAUAAUUAAAAGUAUUAUUUCAUUUCCUACCAAUAUUCUGUUAGAAACUACAGUAAGCAAUAAAUAAAAUUAUAUAAAAAGAACCUGUAUCGAACACAAAUAAGAUAAUAAUAAAUAUACAAUCUAUUGUUUUUACUAAUGAAUAGAAACACAAAAUUAAUGAACCUUAAGUACUAUCUUAAAAUAUACAUGAGGAGCAUACACCUAUCUCUACAAGAGGUAAUACGCUGUACACCCGAAUCACUAGUGCUCUAUAUCUCUAACAACAACCGUGUAUUGUCUCAGCUCUUUUAAAUAUUAUAACCACAUAUUCUCCAAUGCCUCUUUUAAUUUUUUUUUUUCUUGAUACAAUACUUAGAUAAGUUUGACAAUUUUUUUUCCUCAUCAAUUUAUACAAUUCAAGAGUACGGAAUCUUAAUUCAUCAUCAAGAAAAAAAAAAAAAAUUCAACUUACACAAACGCCAUAUUACAGAGAAUGCAAUGAAUAUAAAAUAAUAAUAAUAAUCAUAAUUCAAAUAUAUACAAAGAGAAACAUAUAUCACACACAUCCAUUGCCUCUUGCCGAGAAGAGAGAACGAGGCAGGAGGGCGUGCGUAUGGAAAAUAAGACAGAGAGAAAGAGAAAUGAAAAUAUAAAAACAUAUAACAGUCUUUCCAAUGUUUCGUGGCCCCCCUCGUACAGCUGACUCCAAAUAACAAAUGGUUUAAGUUAAAAUCAUAAAUUGUUUUUACCUUUUUUGUUUUAUCUUCAUGCGAUUGUACAAAAGCUUAGGUAAUAUUAAAAAAAAAAAAAAAAAUCAAGCGAAAUAACUACAGCGAAUACGAAAUAUAUAUAAAUACAUAGAAAGGGAACUGAUUUGAAUCCUGUUUGAAAUGAGAUUAUUUUUUUUUUGUUCUAAUUCAAAAACGAGAACCGUACUGACAGCAAGUUUUAUAUAUUUCUAAUCGUUACACUAAACAAAACAAUUUAUAUUCCAAUUCUAAACUGGAUUGUCGAGAAAGGGUCUUUGAAGGAAUACAAGUUGAUGAAACUUUGAUGAAUGGUUCGGACUUCGGGCGGGCUGUAGCGAAAAAACCGCCCACUAGUUGUACGAAAUUGCC
Molecule: messenger RNA, 2297 nt
Organism: Nezara viridula (southern green stink bug)
Lineage: Eukaryota; Metazoa; Arthropoda; Insecta; Hemiptera; Pentatomidae
Source: the annotation of a GenBank genome assembly